This is a messenger RNA of Yamadazyma tenuis ATCC 10573, 2076 nucleotides long. NCBI's taxonomy places the organism in Eukaryota, Fungi, Ascomycota, Pichiomycetes, Serinales, Debaryomycetaceae. The record is from RefSeq and is a predicted model, not a curated record.
AUAUUAGUCACAUUCUUCCCCAGAUCUAACUGCUAUUCCUCCUAUUUUGAUCGGAUUAAAUUCAAGUGAACGUUACUUACCAUGGGCAUGCUUAAAGAUCCAAGUGUUAAAUACAGGGCUUUCCCACCUAUCAACUUACCCAAUCGUACCUGGCCAUCAAAGGUUUUAAACAAACCUCCCAGGUGGUUAUCCACUGAUUUAAGAGAUGGUAACCAAUCUUUACCUGAUCCAAUGUCAGUGGAAGAGAAAAAGGUAUACUUCAAGAAACUUGUGGAAAUUGGUUUUAAGGAGAUUGAAGUUGCGUUUCCAUCUGCUUCCCAACCUGAUUUUGAUUUCACCAGAUGGACUAUAGAAAAUUGUCCCGACGAUGUCAGUAUUCAAGUUUUGAGUCCAUGCAGAGAAGAUUUGAUUCACAGGACAAUUGAAGCUUUACAGGGUGCUAAGAAUGCUACGGUUCAUAUUUACUUGGCUACCUCAGACUGCUUUAGAAGAGUUGUAUAUAACAAAUCCCAUGAAGAAUUGGUUGAAUUGGCAGUCAAAUGUACCAAAUUGGUUAGGUCAUUAACCAAAGAGAAACAGUCCGAAACCAAUUGGAACUUUGAAUUUAGCCCCGAAUUCUUUAGUGAUUCUAAGUUAGAGAAUACGGUACACAUUUGUGAUGAGGUUAGAAAAGCUUGGGAGCCUACUUUGGAUUUCCCAAUUAUCUUCAACCUACCUGCCACUGUUGAGAUGACCACUCCUAACGUGUAUGCUGAUCAGAUUGAAUACUUCUCGACCCACAUUGGUGACAGAGAAAAAGUUUGUAUCUCUUUACAUCCCCAUAAUGAUAGAGGAUGUGCUGUUGCCGCUGCUGAAUUGGGCCAAUUAGCUGGUGCUGAUAGAGUUGAAGGGUGUCUUUUUGGAAAUGGUGAAAGAACUGGGAAUGUUGACUUGGUGACAUUGGCUUUAAACUUAUAUACCCAAGGUUAUUCCCCUAAAUUAGACUUCUCAGAUAUCACAUCUGUGAUUGAUAUUGUCGAAAGAUGCAAUAAAAUUCCAGUACACCCUAGAGCUCCUUAUGGAGGCUCUUUGGUUGUAUGUGCAUUCAGUGGAUCCCAUCAAGAUGCAAUCAAAAAAGGCUUUGUUUCUCAUGAAAAUCAAUUGCAUUCAGGUGCUACCAACUUGAAAUGGGAAGUGCCAUAUUUGCCAUUAGAUCCUCAAGAUAUUGGAAGAACUUAUGAGGCUAUCAUUAGGGUUAAUUCUCAAAGUGGUAAAGGAGGCUCUGCAUGGGUUAUCUUGAGAAAUUUGGAUUUGGAUUUGCCAAGAGGCUUGCAAGUAGACUUUUCCAGAGUAGUGCAAUCCAGUGCUGAAAGGAAAGGCAGUGAGUUGUCCAAUAGAGAAUUGUGUGACUUAUUCAAGAAGAAUUAUUGUAUUUUAUACCAAAAUGAUGAUAAUGAAGCAGAAAUUGACUAUCACUACAAGUUAAUUGAUUAUUCCUUAUCUUCAUCUUCUAAAAAUCAAAGAUCAAUAAGUGUUGACCUAGAAGUAGGUGGUUGUAAGCAGACAAUCGUCGGAAGCGGUAAUGGUCCGAUUUCUGCUUUCAUCAAUGCCAUCAAGAAUGAUUUGAACAUUAAUUUAGACGUUAAGCACUAUCACGAACACUCAUUGGGUCAUGAUUCUAAUUCCAAAGCUGCUACCUACAUUGAAGUUACAGUAGAUGGAAAUGAAACUAUUUGGGGUGUUGGGGUGAACGAGGAUGUCUCGUUUGCCUCUUUCUUAUCCUUGAUAGCUAUCUUGAAUGGUUUGAAGCAACCUGCUACUAUUUGAUUGUAACGGUUAUAAUCCACUUAUUUAUUUAUUGAAUACAAAAUUCUAUGCAAAAGUCCCAUUCCAAGAAAUUGGAGGCGUAACAUCAUGAAUAAGAUCAGAAACUUCUUUAACAAGUAGGGGCCAGACUACAACAUAAGCAUUGAAUAUUGCUAUAAAAGCAACAGCUGUGGGGAUAUCCCUUUUAAAUUCUUAAGUAGAGAAUGCCCUUUGAAAAGACCUUUUGUGUCCUCCUGUUCCAACUGAAAUGUCGCUAAACUGUCUGGUGCC